This is a messenger RNA of Daphnia pulex (common water flea), 1046 nucleotides long. RefSeq lists its product as uncharacterized. The transcript has 4 exons. The coding region runs from base 205 to 981 and encodes 258 amino acids. The record is from RefSeq and is a predicted model, not a curated record. NCBI's taxonomy places the organism in Eukaryota, Metazoa, Arthropoda, Branchiopoda, Diplostraca, Daphniidae.
AAAUGAAAUAAUAAAGUUCAUAAGACAUUUUCUACACCUGUUUUUGUUUAAUUCUAAGAACAUGUUGUAACAAAUCUGCUGGAAUUCAAUCAAUGACAGUCAAUAAUCGACUAAUUGCAUCUGUGAUUAUUGAAAAAAACAUAUUUCCAGUUCUGAGCUUUAUGACAUUGACAAUCAGUUUAAAAGAAACGACUUGUCUAAGACAUGGCUAUUGCAAAACUGUUUCUUUGCCUUACGACACUGGUCAUUCUGGCGGCCAUUCCGGCCUCUUGCGCCCCUCAACUCUGGAACUUUGGAUGGCCCAGUAGUCAGCAAGAAUCCAUUCCACGUCUUCCAGCCAGAGCAUUCAUGCCGGCUGAAGCUGGACCUAACAGCAGGCCUCUAUCUUUUAUGCCGAGUCCGUUGUCACCAUCAGUGCCAAUGCCAACAGUCGCAGCUUCACCACAACGACAAGUUCCUGUUGCGCAACAACCACGAAAAUUGGAGAAACAAGACACGGUCCCCGAAUCCCGUCUCUUCAUCGGACCGACCACGCCUGUCUCCAUCACCAAACAGGAUGAAGUAGUGGUGACAACAACAGCUAACCCUGUUCCUGUGGUUACUACCCCCGAGUUGAGCCAACCGAUCGAUGCGGUGAAGACAGCAUCGACGACAGCAGCAGUGCCAAGAGUUGUCGUCACAACGAUUCCACCACCUACUGCUGCUAAUGCGGUCACAGAAUUGUUUAGCGAACAAAAUCUGAUGGAUUUCAUCCCAGCCGGAGUUGCUGCUUUGGGAGCUGCUUUGGGACGUGACGGAUGCUAUCUGAAAGCUGCGUGUCUUGCAGGAAGACUAGUUCCAGCAUCCCUGCACGGACAGGGCAUGAUGUUGCUAGCUGCCGAAUCUCUGGUUCCUGCCCAAUGGAAAGAAGUCUUCCGGGCUGCCAAAUCCAGCAUGAUGGACAGAAAAUCACAAGACUGCAGCAGUUUCACUUGUUUUUAAGCAAAAAAUAAUCUUUCAUUGAUUUCAAUUCAAUUAUUUAAUUAUUUAACUUUGAAAAACAAUGA